This is a messenger RNA of Ectocarpus sp. CCAP 1310/34, 1570 nucleotides long. The record is from the annotation of a GenBank genome assembly. Lineage: Eukaryota; Phaeophyceae; Ectocarpales; Ectocarpaceae.
CUAUGCUGCGUCAGCCUGCGUGGGGCACUCUCUUUCUCCCCUGUCUAUCGUGCGUUAGUCCUGCGGAUCUAUACAAGCCAUCAACGAGACUUUCUAAUCACUGGACACAAACACGGGCAUACCCGGCGUAAGACUCCGGCUCUAGGAGUUAUCAACACUCUUGAGUUAGUUUUCUCCAUCGUCCUUGCAAGGAAACGAACGCAAAGCCCUUGCCAGCAACGAUAUCGGGAGGAGUCUCGGAGGAAGAGCUCGCUGCGAAACUCGACGAAGUCGAGCGCACGCUGACGGUCCGCUUUGAAGAACAGCAGGCAAAGGCUGAGGGCAGGAUGGAGCAGCUCCUGGGUCGCUCCGAGGGACUAUUGUUCCAGCAGUCCGCGCGAGACGGAGGAGGAGAAGUGUCACACGGCGCCGCGAUGGAUGGGGGCACCGUGGGGGGUGCGGUUGGAAUCCCAGGGGGAACCGGGAGGGGUUCCGCCUCAGGGGAACUACCCGAGACUGUGGGCCCUGGCGCUCGGGACAGCGGCGGCGUCAGCGGUGGAGUAGCGGGCGGCACAACACACGAGCCUGUUGAUCGCGGGAAAAAUAAUCGGUCCGAGAGAGCUGGAGUAUUGCAUUCAUGGCGAUUCUGGUGAAUGUCGACUUGUCGCAGAAGAGCAAUACCGCGCACUACUGCUGUGCUAACAACAGCGCGGCGUUGCCGCGGACACUUCAUUUCUGGUUGAUUCGUAAGCGAUUUCUUGAGUGACCUUGCCUGUGACGAAUGAUACCGAAAGUUUAUGAAGGAAAUUCGCAGUUCAGGCGUUUCAAUUUCUGAUUUGGUGUUCGUAGAGCGUCUGUAGUUUCGCUUACGAUGAUUCAGCCAAUGAUGAUGUUUUCCCUUGCUGUUUGAAUUGGUCACGUAGGACAUUCGCAAUAGCGGAACUCAAAGGCUAGAUGUCACGGGGGAGCACUGUGGAAUUUCAUGCGCAGUGACGUUUUUAGUUGUUGAUCUGAUGUUCUGUUUGUCGCGUGAGAGGUCGUUCCAACGCUCGCAAUCCAAACUGUCGGGCCUCCUGACAAUAAGUUGAAUGGUUGUGUUUCUUCAUGCCUGAUGCUGUAUUUUAGCCAGCGUUGGUAUUAUAUUUUUGUCUUCCCCUGAAAAUGUUGAGAUGAUCAUCCGAACCAUCGAUGCAAUUUGGUCCGCUUGGUAUGGCACGAUAUCGGGGAAUUGUUGUAGGUAAGACGCCAACGUUAGCACUUCAUUUGGUCUUCGUUUCUAGCGAAUUGGAGUUGUUGAGAUGACAACGAGGAUGUUUUAUUUGGUGGUCGUAGAAUCAUUGCGAGGGUUUUUGGCUCGGUGGCCGGGUUUUCCCUUGCAACGCUUUUUUCUGUGUGAUUUUCGGUGAUACCCGAGCACGUUGAGCAACACACGGAGAUGGUUAAUUACUAAUGUAAGGGACCAGGGGGGGUGUUCGUGUGUGUGCAUUUGUGGGAAGGAUCUGAGGACGGUUCUGUGUUCCGUAGAUGAAGGGACAUACGGUGGUACCUUUUGUAGUAGACUUUCGAUGAGUCAGCGGUGCCCCCAUGCUGC